This is a messenger RNA of Chara braunii, 8271 nucleotides long. The record is from the annotation of a GenBank genome assembly. Lineage: Eukaryota; Viridiplantae; Streptophyta; Charophyceae; Charales; Characeae.
CCUUGAGUUGGUCGGAAGAGGUGGUUAGGCCAUCAGUUGGUAGUCCUGGGUGAGGAGAUGGACUCUGACUAGUGGUGGCCGAAGCACACGGAUCCACUGGAGGUAUGUAAUACAGAGGCACGGGCUACAGAGAACAAGGAUCAGGAGGCGGAGAAGAGGGGAGGAAAUACGGGAGGGAGGGAGCAGGGGGGGGGGAACUGAAUAUUGGCAGCGGAGACCUGUCGAAGGUGGGCGCUUGGCGGCGGAGAGGUUAAGCACAUAACAUCCCCUCGUCUCAUUCCGUCUGAGUGUUCAUCUUUUGAUUUAUAUGUUAGGACUCCUUCUCAAAGGGGGAAAGGGGAAGGAGAGGAGAAUAUCCUCUCCCUCCCUCUCUGUCUUUCUGUCGCUUGGUCCCUCACCCGCUUGAGUCGGGCUGAUUGCUCCUUCGAUCCAGAUGUUGACCCAUUAAGAAAGGGAUUUCACUGGGGGUGGAGAAGGGAGGAGCGGAGCCUGUGAAGGGAUCAACAGCAGGAGGAGGCGGGUGUGCUGGAAGGGAAAGAACGGUAAUACAGUGGCAAAGGUACUCCACUCCCUCUCUUGCUGGCUAAAGAUUGAUGGGGCAACAGCAGCAGUCAGAUACUGGAAAGAGAUCAACUGGGGGUUGAGAAGGGAGGAGCGGAGCCUGUGAAGGGAUCAACAGCACGAGCAGGCGGGUGUGCUGGAAGGGAAAGAACGGGAAUACAGUGGGAAAGGCACUCCCCACUCCGUCUCUUGCGGGCUGUAGAUUGAUGGGGCAACAGCAGCAGUCAGAUAGUGGAGGAGAGAUGGCAGCCACCGCGAACGCGCCGAUGACGUUUCAGGAUUUUCUGGACAGAAUGCGUCACCCCUCAGCCGCGGAUCUUGUCAAGUCGAUGAAAAGUUUUAUGCUUAAUUUCACAGGAAUUUGCGAGGGUCAAGAUCCCGAGAGGAAUAGUGCUAUUGUGCAGGAAUUCCUUGCCUCUACUGAAGCUGCCUUUCGCGCUCAUCCCUUGUGGGCAGGUGCCAGCGAGGAAGAACUCGAGGGCGCCGGUGAGGGGCUUGAGAAGUACUUGAUGACAAAGUUGUUCAAGCACGCAUUUGCCCCGACGGACGAGGAGAGGGAACGGGACCUGAAGCUGUCACAGACGAUCAAAAAGUUGCAGAGAUUUAUACGGCCAGAGCAUCUUGACAUCCCGCAGUCAGCACAGAAAGAAUCGUCGUGGGCGUUUGCACAGAAGGAGCUUCAGAAGAUCAACUCAUGGAAGGCGCCCCGUGACAAGUUGGUAUGCAUUCUGAAUUGCUGCCGGGUCAUCAACAAUCUUCUUAUGGUUGUGUCCCUUGCAAACGACACCAAUCCACCUGGAGCUGACGACUUUCUUCCGGUCCUCAUUUACAUUGUGAUCAAGGCGAAUCCUCCUCAAUUGCAGUCUAACCUUCUUUAUAUUCAACGGUACAGAAAUCAGAACCGCCUGGUGUCUGAAGCUUCCUAUUUCUACACCAACUUGCUUUCUGCAGUGUCGUUUAUUGAAAGCCUUGGUCCGAAGUCUCUCAAUAUCAAUCCCGCUGAGUUUGAGCAGUUCAUGAGCGAAGAGGAUGAGAUGAGUGGAGGGAGCGGCAUUCAACCUAGUCGGCAGGAGUCGAUUGAGUCACAUGCAAGCACCGUGACCACUGAAUAUACCCUGGCAUCCCCAUCUGACAGCGGAGAACAAGGCUCAGGAAGAAACUCCACUGUGGGUCGUUCUUCUUCUCCGCCACCUUCCUCCAACUCAUCAGCACAUCCAUGCCAUUCCCCGAGGGAGGACAGUGGGGUGAGUGGUGACGAAAGCAACCCUCCGCCUUCGCUAAGGAUAUCGUCACCGCCACCCAUGUCGAUUCCCUCGGCACCUGUUCCGGGUAUGACUGCCGCAACAACAGUGGCGACAGUGUCUUCAAGAAAAUCCCCAGUUUCCAGUUCCGCGGCUGCCGCCUCGUCGCCUUCAAAGUUUGUCAUGUCGGAUGCACGGACCCCUUCUCCUAUCUCUGGCAACAGCCCAAGAACCGGCUCUGGCAAUGGCAUGGGAGGUUCCUCGUCCAUGUCUCCAAGAGGGGUACAGAAAAGGGGAGGGGUUGACACUGUCAAAGUUGUUGAUGAAGGUUUGAGGUCUGGAUUUCUGCAUCCCUUCAAAAGACUUAUUCCAUCUGAUCUAGAAGCAAGUGCGAUGGAUAGCGUGGUGGAGGCUGCAGAGCUUGGACAGCUGGGUAGAGACUACAGAUUCUUGUAUGCCUCGUCCGGAGACUUGACCGUUGGCCAGGUGGAAGAUCUGUUACAGGACUACAAGGAGAUGGUUCUGAAAUACGAAGCGCUGAGCCGAGCAUUGGAGUGCCAUGAUAGGCAGAGAAUGGCCAUGGGGAGGUUUGGGCGGGAGCUUGAGAUGACUGUGGAUGCGAUGAUGAUGGCAGGGGCGCCUCGGUCCGCGGACCUCCAGCAUACAACACGAGAUCGAUCUCUGGGUGAGCUGAGUACGGUAGACGACGCAUGGAGAGAUGCCGCAGGCGAAAGAGAAGGAACAGCAGUGGCCAUGGAGUGCGCGGAAACGCCACUAACGAUGCGAGGGUUGGGAACGGAGGUGGUCAUGCCGACAGCUGGUGGACGUGCAAGCAGUGAAGUGCUACCCCCGGGCUUGAUGAGCGAAAACAGCAUGAUUUCUGGGAAGGACGGGUACGGUGAUGUAAACAAAUCAGAUUCCACCAAGUUUGUGUUCCCAGUGCCUGAAAGAAAUGGGAAGAUGGGCGAAGUAGAUGUGGUUGAAGAGUGGCAAGAUCAUGAUCCAACCACCGAGAGAACUGGUGAUGAUGCCAAUGUCAAAAGCCCUUCUGUGUCAGUGGUAAUCAAAGCUUGCUAAAACAGUCAUAUGGACUUGGUCAGAGAAGCAAGUACUCACAUCACCAGGCCACUUGUACUUCUUGUGGGAUCUUGAUACGUUGCAUGUUUUCUUUUCUUCUCCUGGGCAACGUCUGUGUCACGGAUCUGUUUUCCUGUCACCUCUUCACUUCUUCUUGCUUCGUGGGCCCAUACAUGCGAUUUUAAGCUUUGUGGCUCAUACUUGCAAUUCUUAGGUUUGUGGGCUCAUGCAUGCAACUGCAAGUGCUGUGUUGCUGCCGACACGGGGAGCCGUUUCCACCAAAGCCACCCAUCAUUCGUCCACCGUGCUUGAUGCAUGCUUGCAUAGAUGUAUGUCUGAAUGUUGAAGUGCCGUCUUGUAUGUGAUGAGACACAGCUUGAAGAUCCUUCAGUGUAGAUGUGACCGAUGAAUGGGGUGUGUGAGCUAUACGUUGACUUGACUGUUUCUUGGCUUCUGCCGUGCCGAUUGCCGCUUCCAGCGAUCUCGUUUGUAAAAUAUUGUUCUUUGCUGUGCAAGGUUUAUGACACUUGGUGGUUCUGAUCUGUGCCAAUCGCAAUCGAGUUGAGUGCGCAUGAGGUAACCCAUCCACCUGAGACGAUGCCGGAUGGUCCAUAGAUAUUUCUCUAUCUUUGUGUAUCAAGCAUUUGAGAUCUGUGUUGUCACACGGGUGUUGCGUACUGAAGGAAGGACAUGACACAAGUUGAUCUCUUAUAUUUCUUUGAAGUCUGGACUUGUUGGUUGGUCUUUGGCUUGUUUGCAACCCCUUUUCGCGAUUGUGUGCAUGCCUGUCUUUGCACUCCGUCUAACGUGUGGUCAUUCAUAUGAUGAUGAGGAUGAUUGGCACACCGCAAACAUUCUUUCGUCGAUUGACAAGCGGUUUAAAUGGGGCCAAGAGUCGCAAGACAAAUUUGCAGUGGAUUAACAGAUUAACGCUCUCAAGGAAGGUGGGCAGCUCUUUGUUCUUUGCGUUCCGAUGCUUUUCUGUAUGGGGCCUACGAAUACACAUGUCAUGCAGGAAGGGUCAAGUGGUUGAUUGCGGUUGAGAGAUAGGAGAUAUCCGAGGAGAAAAAGGUCGAUGGUGGUUUGCUAGACCUUAGAGAAGGGUGAAAGUGGGUGGGUGGUCACAGAUAUUGCUGUCAACUUGUUGACGCUGGAGUCAUUCGGAGUCCGAGUUAAAGUUAAAUUUGUCGAAUGCCCAUUUAAGACCUGAUGAGCUGCCGGGUUAGGUAGCUAACUGCUGACCCGUCAGCUCUCUGCGGAAAAGGGUCAGACAUCGUCGUUCAGGGUGUUUUCUUAGUCUGGUGAAUGCUAAUCUUGUUUUCUUAACUUUUUUCUCUGAUAUCUUUUGCACCCGCCCUGCCACCCUGUGGGUUAUCAUUUUGAUGUUACUCUCUCAUGGGGCCUGAUGGUAUAAUGGGGGGUAAUUAUUAUCGGCUUGUCCAGUAGCUCAUUCGUUAUGAAACGGAUCGUCGUUUAGUUCAUCUUAGAGUGUGAUUUGCAUUAUCCAGUCGUUGCAACAGUUGGGUUGCAAUUUCAAGGUAGAGUGAAAAAUAAUAAGUUCAGGUGAAUGUCUGCCGUGUCGCCAGCCUCUUGCAGGCAAGAUCAUGGGUGUUUCCUUUGUUGAGGCUGAGGCUGAGGCUGUGUUGCAUGUUCAAUGCUUUUCUAUUAGAACUUCUUGUGUUGUGGGUUGCCGCAUAUGGUGCUGGAGUCUCGCUUCAAAUCUAUAUGGGCAGAUGGUGCUGAUGAAUGGAGCAGGCCGCCUAAUGUCGGCUGGUGGUGGUCGUCGUGCCAGAGCUGCGGUCGGGUGGUCGCGGCGGAACCCAGCCUGGCCCUUCUGCACCCCAUGGGCUUGGAACAGGUGCGGUUUUGAAAUCUGGUCCGAGCUGGGUGCGGGCGGGCGGAAGAAGGACUCGGGUAUUGGCCACGGCCGGGUGUGGUUUUUGGCCCGGGUCGCCUAAAAGAGGAUCCCGUAUGCCCCGUUUUUUUUUUUUUUUUCCAGACACUUUGCCUUGCUUUAUUGGCCCUCAGGCCACACAACUUCCCCCAAGACAAUGCCCCAUGAAUAAAACAGUACGGGACCGAGGACUCACGGACUACAUACAUACGUUCAUGAUUAGGGUGCCUUUGUCUUUGCGGGAAGACGGCUGGCAGCAACGGCGCGAAGAUUCGACUCUUGAAAGAGGGCGACGGUGCUUCAAUUUCGAGAUGGGGUGACCCCCGAGUUUCAAUGUGGCGUGCCAAACUUCUUGCAGUGCAGAACCGGGCACAGAGAGGGUGCAUUCUCGGGUGCGUACCUUCCCCCGCCAUCUUCAAGCAUGCCGUAAAAGGUAGAUAUAGAUCCGCCCUUCUCGUGUUUCAUGUGCGCUAAGCUGCUCGUAAGUGAUUUUGUAGAGUUUCAUGCGCUCACUAUGUCCGGGUGUGCAUCCUGGUUAUGGGUGUUAUCGAUCUUUCACUUGCUGCAAUGCCAGGAGUUCUGAAGUAAGUCUAUGGUCGGCAACACAAACAUAAAAGAGAGGCGUGCAGUCCAUAGACUUCAGAAGGGAAGUCUGGGCUGUUGGCGUUUGACCAUCGGAGGUUUGACUAUCGGAGGUAUUCCCCCUUUGCCUGUGCAUGCAGACGUAAGGCCAGGAGCUCACGCUCCCGAAUCGCCAGCACUGAGCUGGUAUCGAUGGCUGUUCCCUUCCGGAGGCAAGGCCUUAGCUUCGGGAGAAGGCUAGCAAAGCUGUGAAUCUGAAAGCUCAAAGCCAUACCAGCUGGCAUUCGUGCUCGAUUUUCGUUCUGCGCAUCACCACCUGGGAUCUGGCCCCUCUCCUAUCACCUAUCCUUCAGCCCUGGAUCUCCUGUUUGGUUUGCAGGAGGGAUUGCCUUUUUCUCUUGUCGUGGCAAGAGGGGUCUUCGGGUGGUUUACUCGUAAACCAGUCGCCCGCAUUUGGUUUGGAAUACGCUUCCUCGAAAGAGUGGGUAUAUACCUUCAUGACACACGCCUAGACGGUCUGUAGGCUGUAUGUAGCUGCAUGGACUCUCCUAAAAUUCCUGUUAACGUGGCCUCUCGGGUUGGCUUUUGGGGAUAUACGGUGAGUUCCAGUUCACUGGUGGUUUGGCAACAAAAUUGGGAGUGGGAGUUUGUGGGUGUCGCACAUCAACAGAGUGGAGGUGGGGUGGGUUAUAUGCGGUCGGUGUAGUUUUUGUGUGGGUGUUGCAAAUCCACAGAGUGAGGGCGGGUGUUGAGGUUGGUGGAGUUUUUGUGGGUGUUGGUAAUAAUUCGACAGUGGAGAGUGAAGGUGGGUAUCGAGGCCGGUGGAGUGUUUGUGUGGGUGUUGCGCGUCCACAGAGCGGAGGUGAGUGAUGGGGUUCGUGGAGGUUGUGGGUGUUGGCGCAUGCGCAAUGCUGCCACAUCCACAGAGUGGAGGUGAGUGAUGGGGUCGGUGGAGUUUUUGUCGGUGUCGCACUUCGACAGAGUGGAGUGUUUGUGGGCGUUGGGGUCGUUGUGAGUGGAUUGCUGAUGUUUAUCUUAUCUCAAGGUUUAAUAACCGUUCGUUCACUUCUAUCACUGUUCUGGUGUGUGUUAUGGGCCCGAUAUGCCUUGUCCCGGUGCUGUUGGGGAGAAGACCGAUAUGGGACAAUUCCUAUACGCGGCGGCGCACAUGGAAGUGGAAAGGGCACUGCGCACACAUCUAUCACUGUCUUCUAUGGGUGGUAGAGUUGAUGAGCUACCUUUUUGUUGUUCUUCUUUUUUUUUUUGUGCGUGUGUAAUGGUUGGAGUGUUCUCUUGUGUCGGAGUGGAGGGAAGGUGCAGGAGGGGAGGGCACUUUCACUGCGGACGCACCAGAGCUGAAGCAGAGAGCAUCCAUUGUUUCUGGGAUUCUUUCCCUUUUUCGGUUUUUCCGUUAGGACCACAGCUUUCGGUGGCAGAGGUCGGAGGUGGAAGAGAGGCAGUGACCAGUCCCGCAGACCGAAUUGUACAGAAAUCCGUUACCUUGGUGCUGGACGGCAUGCCGGGCACGGCAGUAUUUUUGGGCUGUUGGUACGGAUGAUCCUCGAGAGGAACAGAGUGUUGGGAAACCGAACAUCGAAGAGGGGUGUGACCGGGUUAUCGACAGCGGAAUGUUGGAAUGGGUCGUACGGAGGAUAAAGUCUGGAGCAAGACUGCCUUUUUCUUUGCCUGAGUCAUAAAUUUGGGACUGUGACUGCGAGUGGAUGACGCUGCCUUUGCUUUCUUUGAUUUUGAAAGGGUGGGAGUGUUUGACUGUUUGUGUUUUUUUGGUGGGGGUUGCAGUGGUGGAGUGCCUGGGGGAUUUGGGGAGGAGCGCCGUCGGGGGGGGGGCGGGGGGAAGGGGUGUAAGGAGACUCUAUACUGCUUCUUGUUUUCUGGUCUACUAUAUAUUGCUUCCCGUUUUCUGAUCUAUAUUGCUUCUUGUUUUCUCGUCUAUAUUACUUCUUUUCGGUUUGCAGCAGCAGCAAUCUGUCGCUCUCGUUAUCCGCUCGCAAAUGCUAUCUUUUUUGUUGGAAACACUGUGUCUGGUUUACAUUAUCAUAGCUGUGCCGCAGUGUCAUUCCCUCACUUUUGUCGCCUUAAUAGAUGGUCCAAGGUCUGUGAUGUUUCAUAGUCGUACAGGUUGUUAACUUGAGGGCUAUACUCUUUGGCUUGGUCUAUAUAAUCUAUAUCGUCUAUAUCGUCUAUAGCCAGUUGCUCACAGGCUGUACCUAUAAUGCUCUUGCUGUCCGCUGCCGCUCGCUCGCUCGCAACAUUGUUUUUUAAACGUUCUUCCCGUUGGAUAGCGAAGUGCUAAAUGCUAUGCCCCGCUCGCCUUAACGUUUUUUUUUUUUUUUAUCCCUUCUGUAACGUUCGGUCGGUUGUCGAAAACCCAUGUUUUCACCGUGCUGCUAGCCAGCUCUUUCGUCGGCGGAUGUUAUAUGUUAUAUGUCCUCUCUGCUUGCCAUUCUAUUACGAGUCUUUUACGAUGAUUCUCCAUUCGCUCGAGAAUCCACGCGCCAAUGGUUUUUACGUUUUUAACUUUUGAACUGCUUUCUCCAAACCAGUUUCAUAAUUGGCUCAAGUGUUAUUCAGAAUGACUACCGAAGGCAUGUAAAGACGUGUAAAGAGAUUAACUUCCAAGUUCAAACAUCAAACAUCAAUUCAACCGAUUGAAAUGCCCCGCUCGCCGUUCCUGCCCAUGUAGCACGUACGCCGUACGACAAUGUCACUCGCUUUUUGGGGAAAGGGGAGAUUGCCAGCGGAACAAUGGCACUCGCUUUUGGGGAAAGGGGAGAUUGCCAGCGGAGCAGUUUGGAAAUACAAAGGAUUUGAAAGGAUUUGAAGUUUGAACUAUUUUCCUUUUGUAUACAGAUAUGUAUGUAUGUAUGUAGGAUUCGAUAAACUAUUGGCCGCCUU